Messenger RNA from Condylostylus longicornis, 1884 nucleotides. Its product is annotated as inactive polypeptide N-acetylgalactosaminyltransferase-like protein 5. Gene Ontology annotation, cellular component: Golgi apparatus. NCBI's taxonomy places the organism in Eukaryota, Metazoa, Arthropoda, Insecta, Diptera, Dolichopodidae. The record is from RefSeq and is a predicted model, not a curated record.
AUGCUUCCAACCCAGAAUAGAAGAUUUCCCGUCGUCUCAGACUUGGGGGGUCGACCAGGGAAGUCCCAACGUCAUCGUUUCCGUUGUUCAUUUUCUUCAACUUGUGUCGUUCAAAUAUUCCUCAUUAGCCUCGUUGUCUUCUGGCUCGUUCUGAAUAUUUCAUACUUGAGAAAAUCUAUAGAUAACAUAGAAGAGCCAACUUCUCUACGCAGGGCAGAAGAGGCUGAUCCAAGUGGUUUUGAAGCUAGCAACUUGGCUGCAGAGAAGUUACAACGAGCACGAGUUGAAGAACUGAAGAUAAGGCUUCAUGGAAAGAUUGGCCUGAGGGAGGAUGGGUCUCCUGGAUGGCAGCCAAACCCCGUGUACUCACCGGGAGCGCCCAUGGAUGUUCUACUGAAAAAAGGAGGAGGAUUCAAUCUCAAAUUCUCUGACGCAUUACCCUUGGAUCGCGAUGUAGCGGACAGUAGACAUCCAGAAUGCAGAGGUAUACACUACCACAUUGAGAGGUUGCCAUCGCUCUCCGUGAUUAUUGUUUUCUACAAUGAACCACUUUCGACAUUGUUUCGUUCCGUUCAUUCUGUAUUAAAUGGACGCCCCCCUCAAUUGCUUAAAGAAAUCAUUCUUGUGGACGAUGGAAGCGAUUUGAGCUGGAUUCGCCCUGGCGGUCAAAUCGACGACUACAUCCGCCUUCUCCCUAAAACGCGUCUGGUGCGAAGCCCAACACGGAAGGGGAUUGUUUCCGCUCGCAUGUUGGGAAUUCGUGCGUCUUCUGCUCCAAUCUUUGUCAUUCUGGAUUCACACAUCGAAGUCAAUGAAGGGUGGGCAGAGCCUCUCUCCCAACGCAUUCAUGAAGAUAGAACGCGAAUUCUAAUGCCACAAAUUGACGCAACAAACCCAGAGACCUUCGAACCACAUCCUGGCGGCAUUGGCUGCACUCUCGGCUUUUUGUGGAAGCUGAUUGAACACGGAUUUUAUCCUGAUUAUCGAAGUCCCAAAGCGCGUCGCAACGCUUCCCCAACUGACUUCGUUUCAUCUCCUACGAUGGCUGGAGGAUUGUUUGCUGCCAAUCGAGAUUUUUUUUUGAACGACUUAGGCGGUUACGAUGAACAGUUCUCGUUCUGGGGAACCGAAAAUCUUGAGUUGUCUUUUCGAACGUGGAUGUGCGGAGGAACCCUUGAGUGUGCACCUUGCUCUCGUGUUUAUCAUAUUUUUAGAAAAGGAGGUGUUGGAUACUCGAGUCCGCCCGACGCAGUCACCAAAAACAAAAUGCGUCUGUUGACAAUAUGGAUGGACGAAUUUGGUGAUUUGGCGUGGCGUGUUAUUGGACAGCCUCGUGUUGAUUUUGGUGAUUAUGAAACUUUAAGAAAGUGGAGAAGAACGAAGCAAUGUAGAUCGUUCAGUUGGUUUUUGAAAGUGGUCAAUCCGGAGUCCGAUGUUCAGGAGCUUCCUGCGGAUGUUCCUUAUCUAGGACCUCUUAAAAAUGUUGGAACCGGUCAAUGUUUAGAUACACUUUGGAAUGAUACUCCUGGAAAGCCUGUAGGACUCCGAGCGUGUAAUGGUGGAAGUUAUCAAGAGUGGAUGUAUUUUGCAAGACCUCGCCAUAUUUUACCUGUUAACAAUGAUGAAUCCUGCUUGAGUGGUGGAGGGACUCCAAAAGCAAAUCAAACCGAUUGGUGUGAGAGAGAACAGGCAAGUUAUGAUUAUAAUUCAACCACAAAACUUCUGAAGUUGGGAUCUGAGGCGAAGUGUUUGGGGGCAGAGGCUGAACAGCUUCACUUUGUUGUAUGCAAUCCAAAUGACACCAAGCAGCAAUGGGAAUGGAAACCUUACAAUCCUUCUGUCUUCACCCCGCCACCCCCACCGGGAUUGAGAGGAGGUGGAUGA